Messenger RNA from Anthonomus grandis grandis, 4213 nucleotides. RefSeq lists its product as uncharacterized. The record is from RefSeq and is a predicted model, not a curated record. NCBI's taxonomy places the organism in Eukaryota, Metazoa, Arthropoda, Insecta, Coleoptera, Curculionidae. The coding region runs from base 1884 to 2825 and encodes 313 amino acids. The transcript is spliced from 3 exons.
UCCAUUUUUAUUUCAUUAAAAAUGUAGUUCAUUCCUUCAAAAGGGGGAGAUGUGGUACAAUAAUAUAAUAGUGAUAUAUGUUAUUUAUUUUCAAGUAUCAUACUGUAUAUUAAUUUGUUAUACAAUGAAUUAUUAUUAUUGUUAAAUAUUUAUGCAAUACUAUUGCACACGUAUGCACGACAAUUAUGUAGAACACUGUUUUUAAAUAACUACUAAUAUACCAGAUAUCAUCGAAGAGAGUAAUAUACAAUGGUGUAAGCGCAUUUGGCAUUCUUAUUUAUAAUUCCUAAAUCGAACCUUCACACAAGGACAAGGACAAUGUUUAGCAAAAACUGGAUUGAUCAGAAUGCGGCAUUAAUGCGAAAGGUCAAUACUUGGACUACUUACGUUAUGCAGACGAGAUAAUCAUAUAGUAAAAGAUCCUAUAAAACUUGAAAACAUGAUAAAUGAACUAAAUGAAGAGGUUCUAGUAAUUAAUUAUUAAAACGAAAGUAAUGCUUAUGUAGAAUGGCAUAAUUUGGGUGUUAAACCAGUAAUUGCAAAUAGUAAAGGAACACAUACAUCUAACUCAACAAAUCGUACUUGCAAAAUAAAAUCAGUGGAGAUACAAGAAAGAAUACAGUAAGCCUGGGCGACGUUUGGAGAACUGAAUGAGUUAUAUUCUCAAAAUUAAAAAAGUAACGUCAAAAAACAAAACAAAAGUAUAUACCGGGUGGUGCGUCGCCGAGCGGAACAUAAGAAAACCCAUGUAAAUUUUAAGGGGCUCAAUUAUUGGCUUCCCUGUACGUUUCAUAGAAAAAAUGUAACAUAACUUUUUGAAGAGACCAAUCUGGCAAACCCUUGUGCAAAGUUUCAAAAAAUUUUAAUAAUCGAAUCUUGAAUUAUUUAAAUUAAUGUAAUUGCAAAAUUAGCAAAUUUUCGGUUCAGGUAAAAGCAAACGGGCACCAGUAAAAUGAAUAUUGUCACUGACGUGAGGAAAAUUGUCAAUAAAUCAGUCGUCGGCUUGCAGCAAAAACUCACUAAGUCAAUAUUUUCAGAUUUUGAGAUUUUGAUAAAUAUCACUAAGUCUAAUGUUGUCCUAUCACUGAACCAAAUAUUAAACGCCUAAAAACUCACUAAGGACCAAAAAUGAAGUCCUUAGAAAUCACACUAAGUCAUUAAGCUUGUUUUGAGUUCAUGCAAAAACUUACUAAGUGACUUAAUGAGUUUUAUAUAAUAAAUGUGGUGCCAUCACUGGGACUUAGUGAGUUUUAAACGUCAAAAUAAAAUUCUGUUUUCUAACCUACAAAUUCUUAGUUUAAUUUAUUAUUUUUGUUGUGGCGGGUAAAGUGUACCGUAGUGUGAAUAUAAUUUGACUUUUCUCAGUGAUUAUUUGUUUAGAAAAUAUACUCAAACCGCACAAAUAAGUUACUCCAACUGGCAUUACGGGGCAAAAACCAAGAAGGUAAUGUACCUACUAAUUUUUUUGCAAUAGUACAAUAUUUCACAAACACACAUUUUGAUAAUAAUUGUUUUAUUUAUUAAGAUAAUGGAUAUCAUAAUAUUAUCACAAAUGAUGAGCCGAGCAUUGGAAAUGAACAUAUUUUAAAUAAUAUUCCAAAUUGAGAUAUAACUGACAGUAGCGCACAAGAGUUAUUUGCAGAUAAUAUUGGUAAAAUUUAGCUUUUAUUUUUAUGUUUAUUUUAGGAAAUCCUUUUAAUUAACAAUGAUUCAUAAAACUAUUUUUUUUUAAAUACUAUUUUCUCUUUAGAAAUAUAUAUUAGGUCUUUACUAUAAUCUUUCUGUAUUUUUAAGAAAAUAUCCCACCAGCGCCAGCGGUCAAUAAUGAAUUCGAAAAUGUAAAUCAAUCAAAUGAACUCGUGCCAUUAUCUGCCAUUGAACUUAUGGACAAAAAUGUUGAAAUCUUUGUACCCGAGGAAUUUGAAGCCUUAAUUAAUAAUGCUGUUUUUGAUGUGUCUGAACUCGAGAAUAAUAAUGAAUUGCAAAAUCAAAAUGACCACACUUCAUUGCCAAACACUUUUGAGCAUGACACUGUUAGAAAUGUUAAAUGUUUAGAACCAAAUACCUUAGCAAUUCCACAACAUGAUCAAAAAGUUACAGAAUACAUUGUAGAUGAAAAUAGCGGAUUUUUGAUCGAAGCUACUACAACAAACAAUCAAAAUCAAAAUAUAGGAAAAAAUCUAUUGAGUCUACCUUAUUCCUCAUCAGACGAAGAAACAGAUGAUUCUUCACUUGAUCUUUUUUCUUUAAGGCAUCGUCUUCUAAGGAAAAGAGCGACAAAAACUUACGAUAAUGAUCGCUGCAAGAAAGUAAUAACAAGAUGGAGGAAAAGUAAUCCAGCUAAAUGGAAUAUAAACGGAUAUAAAAGAAACAUGAGUAAAUGUCUAGAAUACUCAACAACCAAAGGGAGAGUACGACCGGCAAAAACUACUCAGAAUAGCUCCUGUGGGAAUUUAUGUAGAUUCAAGUGCACCACCAUAUUUAAUGAAGACAAUAGAAAACAAAUUUGUAAAGAAUACUGGGGACUUAAAGGUUAUGAGCGCAAAAUGGAUUUUAUUUUAAGAAAUGUUGAUGUAGAGGAGCCUCAAAGUCGAAGACCAAGGAAAGGUCAAAAUAGCAAGAUAAGAUCAAAUGCAAAAAAAUACCAUUUUUAUAAAGGUACUAACAAGAUAAGAAUUUGUCAAUCAUUUUUUAUGAAAAUGCUUAAUAUAAAUAAUGGUCCUAUUUUGACAGCUUUUAAAAAGAGAAAUUCUUUGGGUGUAUUCGAAGGUGAAUAUGGAAGAGGAAAAAAGCUUCUGUUAAUAAAACUUCCGAUUCUGACAUAGAUAUUGUAAAGGCCCACAUUGAGAGUUUUCCAACAAUGGAAAGUCAUUACAAUCGAAAAUCUUCAAAACGACUCUAUUUAGAUCGUAAGCUAUCAAUCUCAAAGAUGUACGACCUAUACCGGGCCUACUGUUUAAAGAAAAAUUUUAAAUCAGUUUCUUCCCAUGCAUAUAGAAAAAUUUUUUGCACAUCUUAUAAUAUUUCUUUUUUUAAGCCAAAAAAAGAUCAGUGCGCAACUUGUAAUUGGUAUCAAAAUUCUAACAUUCAAGACUUCGCUGUAACUUGGAAUAUACAUACCAAAAUCAUAUUACUCGGAAAAACGAAGCAGCCCGAUCAAAAGAAAUUGAUAAAGCUGCUUUGGAAGACAAUUCUGCAUUUAUCAUGGUUACGUUCGAUUUACAAUCUGUGUUACAGAUUCCAUCUUCCGAUGUUUCACCGAUGUAUUACAGGCGAAAAAUUAAUAUGUAUAACUUAACUAUUGAAGCUCCAGAACCACACAGAGCAUGCUGCUUUGCAUGGACUGAACUACAUGGAAAGCGAGGUAGCUGUGAAAUUGGAACAUCACUGUAUAAUUGGUUUAUAGGCUUAAAGCCGGAAGUAAAACACGUAACCUUAUAUUCGGAUACAUGCGGUGGACAAAACCGAAACCAGAAUAUUGCUGCUCUUUUUCUUUAUAUUGUUCAAAUAACUGCGGUUAAUAUCAUAAAGCAUAAAUUCUUAGAAAGUGGCCACAGCUACAUGGAGGUUGAUUCCAUGCACAGUGCCAUUGAAAAAGAGUAAAAAUAUCAACCAGUUUAUGUAGUCCAUGACUGGAUAAGUAUUUUUAAACGAGUUAGAUCUAAACGUAACCGAAAUAAAUUUGGAGAUCCAUUCAUCACCAAAGAGUUUAAGUUUAAUGAAUUUCUUUGUUUACUGGAUUUAUCCAAGACUUUAUUUAGAAAUAAGACAACUGAUUGUAAUAAAGAUAAAGUAAACCGGUUGAAACUAAAGUGCUUCAGAUUUCAGAAAUUACAGCCUGGUAUUCUUGAAUACCGCUAUGAUUAUUUUGGUGAAUAUUAAAGCAUUAAUAUUGAAAGAAAAUCGAGAGACACUCAAAAAAUUUACUAUAGUACCUUAAAAAUAAGCAAGUUGUACAAAACUAUGCUGCCAAUAUCCGUUAAAAAAAAAGAAGACCUUUUAAAGUUAUGCGAAAAAGGAGUGAUACCUAAUGAGUACCAGAGUUGGUAUAAAUCGCUGCCAAUAAGCACAACAUUAAAGGAUGUAAUUCCUGAACUUCUAUGUAACUUCCUAAUAUUCUGACUCGGACGGGGAGACGUUUCAGUUCUUAGUUAUAUUAUGUUUAACAAAAUUUAUUAUUAGGUUUUGUAUUUUCUUUUAAUAAAAAAAGAUA